Molecule: messenger RNA, 1251 nt
Organism: Salarias fasciatus (jewelled blenny)
Lineage: Eukaryota; Metazoa; Chordata; Actinopteri; Blenniiformes; Blenniidae
Gene: smim13
Product: small integral membrane protein 13
Exons: 2
Coding region: 363-659 (98 amino acids)
Source: RefSeq, a predicted model, not a curated record
GUCACGGCGGUGGUCUUGUUGUUUUAGCCGGAGCCGUCGUCCUGCUCCGUAAGGUCCGCGAAAGUCUCCCCGCCGUGAUGUAGCACACCUCCGGGGCCUCCACUCCGCUGCUGUGCCCGGUCCUCGUCGGUGAAAGCGGCCCGGGGAGCGCUGGUAGCUCCGGGGCGCCGGAGCAGCUGAAGCUAGCGCCGCUGGCGGAGCGGGCGAUGAGCGGCGGCUCGCCGUGCUCUGUUCGGCCGCGGCUCUCCGACCUGCUCGGCCUCCUGUGAGCGGAGCCGGGCGGUGAACCCCGGCGGCCGUCCUCCUCCUCCUCCUCCGCCUCCUCCUCCUCCGCCUCCUCCUCCGCCGCCGCCGCCGCCUCCAUGCUGUCCGCUGAGAUGUGGCAGAUCGUGGGGCUCAUCCUGCUGGUCAUUGUGGCCACGGUGGUCUGCGCGCUGCUCUUCAUGAUGUUUGGUUGGUAUGUCGUCUGGCAGCUCUUUCUGUCCAAGUUCAAGUUCCUGCGGGAGCUGGUGGGGGACGCCAGCACCCCGCAGGCCGAGUCCCAGCCGUCCCAAACCAAGAGCGAGCGCCCGGCGGGCGUCCCCACCCGGAGCCGGCCUCGCUCCGCACGCCAAAGAGCCGCCGCCGCCGCCACCCCAGCUCCAGCUCCAGAGUCCUAGACCCCCUGGAGGUCUAGCGUGACCCCCCCGCCUCUUCACAGAAACCCCUCCUCAUCCUCACUGGACACUUUACUCCGCCCGGGCGGACGCUCGGCCUCAAAGGGAAAAGCCAUCCGCCAUCGUUCUGUCCACCGGCGCCUGAUGGGAGGAGCCGUCGUCCUCCUUCCACCACUCGAGUCUGAGCAGCAGGAGGGCUACUUCACAGGAAGUAGUCAGAUUACUGUUAGAAACCAGCUCACCUCUCAUAUUUCACGCUGCUGAACUGAAGCAGCGCUGUGAACUCUGUCUUCGAAACACGAUGAAGUGCAAUGAGCGUGAAGUCCAGGCCGUCGUCUUAGUGUUUCUCACUCGGUUUGAGAAGAAAAAAAAUCCCAAAGGAAUAACGAGGAGUGACGGACUCCAUUCCAGCUGUUUCAGACCGCUUCCGUUUUCUAGAUCUGUACUUGAAGAGUCGGGAGAGGGUCGACAGGAGCGAGUCCCGUGCCUCUGUACCAGUGCCUGUUCACUCGGCAUCUCCUCUCCGCCCCUCAGAGUCCAACUCUCUCGCACCUUUUUAUCAUUUUACUUCAGAAUAAACGAUGCCUGAGAGUCC